Scylla paramamosain (green mud crab) is the source of this 2207-nucleotide messenger RNA. Its product is annotated as facilitated trehalose transporter Tret1-2 homolog. Gene Ontology annotation, molecular function: transmembrane transporter activity. The record is from RefSeq and is a predicted model, not a curated record. Gene Ontology annotation, cellular component: membrane. Bases 1 to 2133 code for a protein of 710 amino acids. The transcript is spliced from 9 exons. Gene Ontology annotation, biological process: transmembrane transport. NCBI's taxonomy places the organism in Eukaryota, Metazoa, Arthropoda, Malacostraca, Decapoda, Portunidae.
AUGGGUGCCAAGACAGAAGAGCAAUCCGACCUGGGGAUAUUUGUGGUCCCCUCCCCAUACUGCAAGCGGCCUCAGAAGGUUGUAGAUUGUGUCCAGUCUUCAGAGAGACAGAUGUUACGACUGAACCCUGAUUUCUCUAUAAAUCCUAGACCCUUAAACGCCGAGCUUCAUAAUCGUAAGUGCUACAUGUGUUCAAUUAUUCCUCUUGCUGAUGUCAAAGUUCCCCGGAAGUCUAAUAGCCAGGAUGCCUCUCUCAAAUUGCGCAGUGGUGGUGAGCAAGUGGUAGUGCCAGAGGUAGGGUUUGGGUUCUCUGUUCACGAUGAGGCCAGUGUUCGCCUAGCACCACAGAGAGUGGCUACCCGCUGCGCCAGCUUCACACAUGAGCAGCAAGCCGGCUCAUCAUGGCGGACACAGAAACAGCCCCAGCAGGAGAGAAGGAGGCCAAGGGUGUGGGGCCCGGGGAUUUGGAGACCACUUUCCCCCAGCACGAUGACAGGAGCGAAGGCGUGGCUGCAGACUGUCCUUCCUCGCCCCUGUCACCCAAACCAGCAACACACACUAAGGAUGGACGAAGGCCGGACCAAGAGAGACACGUCUUCAUUAAUUAGUAUGUUUGUUACCUGGAUGACAAAGCUCCACCUGCUUGACACGCUCUCGCCACAGAAUGACACCCCGCCGGACACUGGAGGUACCCCAACCACUCAAACGAUGCCUUGGAAGGCUACACGUUCGUGCUCCUGCUGUUGGCCCAGAGUUGGCGCAUUCUACAGACAGGGCAUCAUGUCCAUCGUGACUUGUCUGGCAGCGCUUGCAAUCGGCAUGAUACACGCCUACCCUGCCGUGGCCCUGGCGCGCUGGGAGGAGGCGGACAUCAAGUUCUCAACCGUCCAGUCCACGUGGUUUGCGUCCACGCCGAUGGUAGUGUCGGUGGCGGUGAGCGUGAUGGCCGGGCUGGUAGUGGAGCGCCUUGGGGUCCGCCUGUGUCUGACCAUCGGCACACUCGCCCUUUGCCUCACCUGGGUCAUGAUCGCCCUGUCCAUUGACUUCAGGAUGCUCCUCAUCGCACGAGUCUUUCAGGGCUUCGUAGCCUCGGUGUACAUGGUAGUGAUCACUGUGUACCCCGUAGAGGUGAGUCAAGUGCGAUGGCGAGGCAUCAUGAUGGGCGUUGCGGAGGCCAUGGUGAUGCUGGGCGCCUUCCUGACCUAUCUGGGAGGUCUUAUCCUUCUCCCCACCCCUCUUGCCUUCACUUUCGUCGCCAUCCUCGGCCCCCAGCUCAUAUUAUUCUUCUUCCUGCGAGAGUCCCCGCUGUGGCUAGCUAGGCGGGACCGUGAGGACGACAUCGUGGACUCACUCAUGUGCCUUCGGGGUCGCGGAGUCGACAUCAAGCCCGAACUUGAACACAUCAAGUCCACCGUGUACACAGAGAGGAUACACAAGCCCACAGCUGCAGAACAGCUGCUGCUACUCAGGAAACCUCUGUACUUGAAGCCACUCAUUCUUUGCAUUUUGAUCCUACUCUUCAAAGAGCUUACAGGACAGUACGCCGCCCUCACAUACACCGUCAAGAUGUUCCGGAUGGCGGGUUCCAGUCUCGACCCUUACUGGUGUGCAGUGGUGAUGGGCGCGGUGCGGUUCCUGCCCUGCUUCCUGUCCUGGAUGUUGAUUGAAAGACUUCCACGCCGCCUCCUACUGUCCACUUGCAUGACAGUGGCAGGCGUAUCCCUUGCCGUUCUUGGGAUCUUCCUGUGGGUGUGGUCAAGCUCAAGCAAAGGUCUCGGACCCCACAUGGGAUGGGUGCCCAUCGUAUGCCUCUCAAUAUUCACUCUGGCUUAUGGGAUCGGCGUCGGUCCCAUCUCGUGGACAAUGGUGGCAGAGCUGCUCCCCUCCCAAGUGAGGAACGUUGGUGCGGGCAUCAUCAACUCUUGCUUCAGCCUCUUCCUGUUCCUGGUGGGACUCACCUUUCCCUUCAGCGUGGAGGCGGUGGGAGUGGGCGGAGUGUUCAUCGCAUACGCAUUGUGCUCACUGUGUGGAGUAAUCUUUGUGCUCACUUGUCUGCCUGAGACCAGAGGCAGAUCAUUCACUGAAAUACAGACUAACUUUGAUUCCUCAAAAGAGCCUUCUAAUGUGUUAUAGUUAUAUUAGUUCCCCUUCCUGCCUCAAUCAAUGUUAAGGAAACACAAAUUUGAAUAAACAUAACAAAGUUACCU